AACCUCCAAAGUUCUUUUCUCCGAGUGUGUUUCACUUAUUUACACGUGUUUGAAAUGGCCCCGACUAAAGAAAAGGCCGCCGCUGCUCCGAAGGCCGUUAAAAAGGCCAAAAAGAUGCACAAAUUCAAGAACCCCCUCUUGGCCGAUGGAGUGCGUCGUUUUUCCAAGGGAAAGCAGCUGCAACGUAAGAAAAUGUUUGCACUGAAAAGUCUGAAGAAGGUGCGAGUCGAGAAACCGAAAGUCGCCAUUACUAUUGUGAAGAAGAUUGGUGGAGCCAAAAACGGUGGUGAACGUAAAGUGUUGGUGAAGAAAAAUAAGAGCUACCUGCCGACCAAGAGAAUCGUUCGCAAGCGUACUGGAAAGCGCUGCUUCCGGAACCAUAAGCGCAACACUCGAGGUGCACUGAAGAAGGGCAAGGUUCUGAUCCUGCUGGCCGGUCGUCAUAAGGGAAAGCGUGUUGUCCUGCUGAAGGUCCUCAAGUCGGGACUGCUGUUGGUUAACGGUCCGUUUGCCCUGAACUGCUGUCCGCUUCGUCGCAUCUCGCAGAACUACGUGAUUGCCACCAAGACACGAAUCAAUUUGAAGGCGUUCAAGGUACCGAAACACAUCAACGAUACCUACUUCCGUCGGAUUGUCAAGAAGAAGAACUCGCGCACCGAGCGGGACAUUUUUGCCGAGAAGGUAGAGAAGUACGUACCAUCGGAGCAGCGCAAAACGGACCAAAAGGCCGUCGACGAAGCUCUGCUGAAGGCCAUCAAGACUCACCCGGAAGCCAAGGUAGUACAGCGCUAUCUGAAGUCCAUGUUUUCGCUUCGGUCAAACCAGUUCCCGCAUCGUAUGCAGUUCUGAGGAGCAUUGUUUUUUAAGGAUUAAUUUAAAGGUGUCAACUGAUGAAACAGCUGGAUUAUAUACCGUGGAAAUACAUUUAAAGAUCUUAUCUUUAAAUUAGAAA
Messenger RNA from Topomyia yanbarensis, 952 nucleotides. It is a transcript of the gene RpL6, whose product is annotated as large ribosomal subunit protein eL6. The transcript has a single exon. The coding region runs from base 55 to 849 and encodes 264 amino acids. Gene Ontology annotation, biological process: ribosomal large subunit assembly; cytoplasmic translation. NCBI's taxonomy places the organism in Eukaryota, Metazoa, Arthropoda, Insecta, Diptera, Culicidae. Gene Ontology annotation, molecular function: RNA binding; structural constituent of ribosome. The record is from RefSeq and is a predicted model, not a curated record. Gene Ontology annotation, cellular component: cytosolic large ribosomal subunit; ribosome.